Messenger RNA from Closterium sp. Naga37s-1, 5982 nucleotides. Lineage: Eukaryota; Viridiplantae; Streptophyta; Zygnematophyceae; Desmidiales; Closteriaceae. The record is from the annotation of a GenBank genome assembly.
AUGGCUCUCUCCCGCUCUGCGUCACCUGCACCGUCGCGCGUGUCUGCGCGCAGCAUGUUCCGCCCCUCACUGCCCUCCGCGGGCUCUUUCUUCUCCCCGCGCUCAUCCUCUUCCUCCGCCCGCGCGACUUCCCCCUCUUCCUCCUCCGCCUACGCUCACGCCGCUGCCGCAAGUGCCUCCAGCGCAACGGCUUCCGCCGCCUCCGCUGCCGCGCCCAUGGGUCCGCCAGCAUCCCUCAUGCCCCCAGCAGCCCCCCCGCGCCACUCUUCCCCCGUGCGCUCCUUUUCCUCCUCCCACUCUGUUCCGACAACUCCCCGCCGAUCCAAUCUCCAGCAGCUGGCGCAACUUAUCGUCUCCCCGCAACUCGGCCGCUCUCAGCAUCCGGCUCAACCGGCUUCGCACCCCAUGACCCUCACCCCUUCCGCCAAUGUUGAUCCUUCCCGGUCGGGCUCCCCCCGCCCAAGUUCCUCUAUUCCCAGUUCCCCCCGGCACAGCUACCCCCAGCCUUCCUCCCCCAAUCCCGCUUCCUCUCAUCCCAGUUCUCCGCGCCAUAGCUCCCCCUACGCGCUGCCCGUGUUUCCCGGGAGCGGAGGCUCCGGCUCGCGCCCAAGCUCCCCCAUCCCCGCUCGUCCAGGCACUCCGCGGGCGUCCGCAUCUUCCGCCUCCAACACCGGCGCGAACUUCGUCGGGGGAGCGUUUGGCCCCACGCGGGGAGUUCCCGGAAUGAUCACCGUCGCCAGCGCCGUUGCGCCUCCCGCGCCCGCGAGCACCGGCGGAAGCGGAAUGGGAGGACCUUCCGCGACAGGGUAUGCUGCGCAGCCGUCCGUCCUAGCCGCGCCGCCGUCGUAUGCCCGCUCCAGCAGCCACAGCGCCGGUCAGCGCGCCGCAGCAGCGGCUAAUGCAGCGGCGCAUGCGCACGGCGCAGGAGGAGCGCAAGGGUUGCACUUUUACAGCCCGCACGGGCACGGCGGCAGCGCCAACGUUGGCGGGGGCGGAAUCCCAUCCUCCCCGUCUUCAUCAUCCGCUGCCGCCCUCCGCUCCCGCGACCACCACCACCACCAGUACCCUUCCGCCUCCGCCGCCGCUCCUCCCGCGCCCCUCGCUUCCGCCAGCGCCGCUCCGCCAGCCAGAACGCACUCGCUUUCCUCUGCGCAGCGCCGGCUGCUGUCGUCCGUUGAUGCGCUGCUCGCAGCUGCCGCCGUGGCAGGCGGCGUGGGGAGCAUCAGCAACAACACGCCUGCCACGUCAUCAUCGGCAUCUUCUCGCGCGCCUGCUCGAGCGGAUGCCGUUCCGCCUUCCGCCGUCACCUCCCCGCCAUCCAAGCCCGCGUCGCCUCCGCUCGCUCCGCUCCCAGCUAUUGCACUUCCCCCCAUCCGUGUCCCCGCGCGGCAAUCCGCGGCGCCGUCAGUCUCCGCGGCUUCCCCGCGCAGCGCGUCCGCUUCGCCUUCCGCCACCUCCGCUCCACACCACUCUUUCCGCGUAGCCUUUUGCCCGCCGAGUGCCGGCGGCGGCAGCAGCGCCAAUGCAAGCGCGCCGAGCGGCGACGAGCGCGCAGGUGCUGCUUCGGGACACAUGGCAACCACGCCGCAAAGGAAGGAGGCGAAGCCCCCCGAUCAGUACGUGCCGUACCACGCCGCGCCAGGAUCGUCUCUAUCGACCGCGGCGGCGUCGGCGGCGGCAGGGCCGGCAGCACAGCCACAAGCACCCGCAGCUCCAGGCGCAACAAGCGGCGUGCUAUCCGAACCGGCAGGCUCGAAGGCAGCAGGGCCACGCGGCAGUUCCGGCGGCGCAACAAACGUCGGACCCGUCGGAAGCACGUCGGCCGCUGUCGCAGCAGCGGGAGCGGCGGCGGCGGCGGCGGCGGCGGCAGGAGGAAGAGUCGACGCAGCAGCAAUGGCGGGAGGCGGAAGCAUCAGCAAGACAUGGAUUCUGGACUCCGCAGGCGGCGCGGGUUUGGGAGGCGGUCCGGCGGUGACGGCUAUGGCGGGGUCCAUGGGCAGUGCCACGUCAGCAGUGGCGGUUGGGGGGGUCGAAGAUCCGUUACCCAAUUGGGACCCUACAGACGACCGGCUUAGUAGCGUUGCUGGCAGCGACAAGGUCGUACCUGGUGGAGGUGUACCUACGGAUAAGCGCGGCAGCGGCGCGGCAGGGGGAGGUGCGGUCACGUGGGGAGGGGUGAUCGGCGGAGGCGGAAUGGUGGAUCGGCGGGAAGUGGCGCGGAAGUGGGUGGCGGGACACGCGGCGGCCGGAGGGGAGCAGGGUAUCGGCGGGAGCGGAAUGGGCGGAGGGGUUGGCGGAGGGUUGGGCGGAAGCAGCGGCAUGGGCGGGGCGUACGGGAACGCGUUUUACCGCAUGGGGCGCACGCGCGCGUGGGCGACGCGGCGCGCGGGCACGGCGGUGCUGCGGCACGGCGCGCUGGUGUGCCUGCGGUGGGGGAAGGACAAGCUCCUGGCGGCCGUUGAGUCGAACGGACGCUGGGAGCUCGGCGCGGUGCCAUUGCCGCCGCUCGAUAAUUCCGCGCAGUCUGCGGAUGCCGCCACCGCGGGAGGCGCAGGCGCAGGCGCGCGCACCGGGGCGGGCGGAGGAGCAGGAGGCGGGGGAACUGGCGGAGCGGACAGCGCGGGGGCCACCACCAACGGAUCGUCGUCGUCAGCUUCGCCAGCGUCGCAGGCGUCGUCAGGGUCGUCGUGCGACGGCGUGCCUCUGGAGGGCGUGUUCGUGCUGAUGUGCUUCGGCGGCGGGCGCGUGGGGCUGCGCUCCGUCGCCGCGGACGGGCGCUGCCUCUCCGCCACCGCCACGCCGACCUCCGCGCACUACUUCGCGGGAUGGUGCUUCCAGGAAACCGAGGUAUGGGCUAUGCCCCCGGACCUCUCCUCUCUCUCCGCGCCCCACGCCUCCUCCCCCGCUGCCAGCGCACAGGCGCGUGCGCAGCCGGCGGGCGGGGGCGGGGGGGGAGACGCUAGCGGAGGGGGAACAGGCGCUGGAGCGGGGGCGGGAGGGGGAGGGGAGGUGGAGGUGGGGGGGUGGUGCGAGGAGCUGGGCGGGGUGUUGGAGGGCGCGGUGCUGCUGAGCAGUGUGGUGCAUCCAGCAGCGGUGAUGCAGGUGCACGUGCAGGGCAUUGCGGCGCUCUCCCACCGCGCCUGGCGCCACACUCAGAACGAGGCCAGCGCUGCCAACCGCCUCCGCGGCCAGCUUCUCCAUUCGCAUCUUUCUCCCCUUCCUUCCACCUCCGCCUUUUCCCCACGCCUCUCUCCCCCCCGUAUCCAAACCGUCCUCCCCCUCCCCCAUUCCCCCUUGUUCCCCAACCCCUUCCUUCCCCAGGUGCUACAGCUGAGGGACAGGGUGCGGCUGCUGGAGGCAUCAGAGACAGUGGCAGCCAUGGCAGCAGCGGCUGUUGCAGCCAGGGAGGGCGGAUCUGGGGCAGGUGACACCGCGCUCAAGCUGCCUCUCUGCUCCUGCCCCUCCAAGCCUGCUGCUGGGGGGGACGGCACAACCGCUAAGGCUGCUGGUGGUGGUGUGACCAGUGGCAGUGUCACCUCUGCUGCUGCUGCUGCUGCUGCUGCUGGUAGUGGUGAUGGGAGGUGUGCGACAUGUGGGCUCUUUGUUGCUGCCAGCAACCAGAGUGUUUUCAUCACCACUAUUGCCAAUCUUAAAGCCAGAGGUAGGCACGAGCUGCAUCCGCUGCUGUCGACUUGUGUAUUCCCUCCUCUGCCCCCUCUCCAUCUCUCUUCCUCCUCCCGACCUCUUCCUGCUGAGCUCUUUCUUGCCUUUCUUCCCAUCUCCUUCCUCCCCCCUGCUCCAUCCUGCCCUUUUCGUUUUCCACCCCUAUUCCCCUUCCGCUCUCCACUAUCACUUCUCAUGUCUUUCCUCUCUUCAAUCGCAUCUUCCCUCCCCCUCUCUUCCCGUCCCCACCUCCUCCCCUCCCUCCCCUUCUCUUACUCCCAUGCGAACCAUUUUGCUUGCCCUUGCCCGAGCUUCACCCCUCCACUUAUUCGUCCCCUGUUGUUCUGUUCUAAACGUCCCCACCUUUCUCCCUCCCCUCUACUUCGCCAGCCUCGCUCUUUCCGUCCUCGCCUCAUAAUCUUACCUUCCUCGCGCCUGCCUCCCCCCACCCCGUGCGUGCCCCCCUUUUUCUCCCCCAACCCCCCGUUCCCUUCCCCCUCUGCCUCCCUACCCCCAGUUUCCCAGCUGGAAGAGGAGCUGCGCGCCAAGUCGCAUAACCUCUCCACCAACUCCUCCCCCGCGCCCUCCAUCGCCUCCUUCUCCUCCUUCUCCUCCUCCUCCUCUUCCGCCACCUCCGACUCCGCGCGCGGCGGUUUCCCCCACUCCACCUCCUCGCUCCGCCCGCCGUCCCCCCCCGCGGCGCUGGCGGACAUGGAGCGCCGCGCGCUGCAGGCGGAAGGGGAGAAGGCGGCGCUGCUGCUGCAGAUAGAGGAGCUUGUUGCGGGGAAGCGCGAGGCGGAAGUGGGGCUGCUCGCGGCUAAGCGGGAGGCGGAAGCGGAGGCGGAGGUUGCGCGCCGGGCGCGGGCGCGGGCGCAGGCGGAAGCGGAAGCGGAAAGAUCGGACGCACGCAGGGCGGAGGAGGCGGCGGAGGAGCGGCGGAGCCAGCAGCGCGCGGGGAAUGCGAACAGAGAAAGGCGCAGGUGGCUUAGCGAGAGCACUGGGGGAGUCGCUGGCGGAGGCGGAGAGAUUGGCGGCAGUGGGGUGGCGUAUGGGGCUAAGGGGAGCGCGACGGCGCAGGCGCAGGCGGAAGUGGAGGCGGAGGCGCAGAGGGAGGAGCUGGUGGCGGUGAAGAGAGAGGCGGAGGAGCUGCGGAGCAGACUGCGCGGCAUGGAGGGCAAGGCAGCAGCAGCAGAGGCAGCCGCGGAGGAGAUGCGCGUGAGAGUGCACCAGGGGAGCGACAACCUCGGGCUUGACGCGUUCUGCCGCAUGCACAGCCAGGGCAGCCUCCCGGGCAGCCUGAGAGAGAGCCUCGUGGGGAGCGUGCAUGGCAGCCUGCAUGGGAGCUUGCGAGGGAGCUUCAGAGAGGGGUUGCAAGGGAGGAAGCAUGGCGGUGGCGGUGGUGAGGAGGGAGGGGGAGUGGGUGGUGGCGGAUGGUGGGGGGGAGCGGAGGGUGGUGCGGAUGGUUGUGCUGGGGUUGGGCGAGGACUAGGCGGAGGGAGUGGUGGGGACAGGGUAGAGGGAGGGAAGCACGUUGGUGGUGGUGGUGGUGGUGGCAACAGCAGCAGCAGCAGCAGCAGGCGGCUUGUGAGACAGGCGUCAGCAGGAGCAGUAGUAGUAGGAGUAAGAGGAGGAGGAGGAGAAGUAGGAGCGAGGAGCAGUUUGGAGGAGUGCCAGGGCGCUUUGAGCUCUCUGUUCGAGCCUGUGCUUCAAAAGAGGUCCGAGAGCUCGUGUGAUGGCGAGGAGUGUGACUCUAUGGGGCGAGUGCGGGUGAGGCGGAGAGGGGAGGAGGGGGUGGGAGGGAGUGAGGAUGAGGAGGAGGAGAGUGCGGUUGAUGAGGAGUUGGAGGAAGAGAGGACGGAGCAUGGGUGGCGACUCAAGGCAGUGGUGGGUGGGGAUGAAGGAGGGGAGGAGGGUGAGGGAGUGGAGGGAAGGGGAGAGAGUAAGAGGAGUGAGAGGGAUAACGAGGGUAGGGUGAACGAGAGGAGUUAUGGGGAACGUGGCCGGGCAUCCUCCUCCCUGAGCGCGACUCUAGCAGCAGCGGACCUGGGUCCGUCACUCAAGCAGCGAAUCCUGCUGCUGCAGCAACGCAUGAACGUCAUGCAAGCAGCCGCCACCGCCGCUGCUGCCGCUGCCGCCACUGCAGCCGCAGCAGCAGGAGGAGGAGCGGCCUCUUCUGGGCGGCUGUCACCCACCUCGGUUCUACCCUCCAGCAGCAGCAGCACGGUCAGCUCUCCUGGGAGUGUGUGGCUGGGUGGUGGUGGUGAGGGUGGCUUAGGGGGCGGUGGUGGAGGAACCUCCCCUAUCUCCCCCCACGUAUGA